Molecule: messenger RNA, 1119 nt
Organism: Aphis gossypii (cotton aphid)
Lineage: Eukaryota; Metazoa; Arthropoda; Insecta; Hemiptera; Aphididae
Product: zinc finger MYM-type protein 1-like
Exons: 7
Coding region: 1-1119 (372 amino acids)
Source: RefSeq, a predicted model, not a curated record
AUGUCUAGUGUAGAACAGUUUUCAGCAGUUCCACUUCAAUCAGUGGAAAAUGAAACAGUUCUCCCUGUUGAAAAUGAUACUAAUAAAGAAUGUGAUGAUUCAAUUAAGAUUAUGAGACCAUCCUCAGAACAUCAAAUUAACGUAAAAGAUACAAUUGAUAUAAUUGAUGAUGAGCUUCAGCUAGUUAAUGAAGCAUCCUGUAGUUCUACAAUGAGUAAUGUUGAGGAGUAUACUACUGGAUUGGAAAUACAAGGUGUGAGUGGUCCUGCUAUUGAUCCGGCAAAAUGGUCAAUCAGUUCAUUAAAAUCUUUAUUAGGAAAUUUACAGUAUGGUUUAAAAAACUGGGCCAAAUGUUAUGACAAAGUUCAAAAACAUGAAAAAAGUCCACUUCAUUGUGAAUCUGUGAGGAUUUGGUAUUUAAGAACAGAAGGGGCCAAAAACAAUUCAAUUAAUACAGUUUUAAAAGAAGAAAUGUAUUCUAAAAUUUCAUACUGGACCCAAGUUCUUCGUCGUGUCGUAUCAACAAUUACGUUCUUGGCUGAACGAGGACUUUCAUUUCGAGGUAAUAAUAGUGAAUUUGGUUCUGUGCAUAAUGCUGAUAAAAUUGUGUAUGAAAUCAAUGAAUCUAAAAAUUUUUCAAUAAUUAUUGAUUCAACUCCUGACAUAAGUAAAACAGAUCAAUUGACAGUGGUCAUACGCUAUAUAACUGCAACUGGCAAGUCUAAAGAAAGGUUUUUAGCAUUUCUACCAUCAGUAGGACAUAAAGGAGAACAAAUGGAAUAUGCAUUAAUAAAAAAAUUCAAUGAGUUGGGCAUUGAAUUAAAAAAUUGCAGAGGACAGUCGUAUGACAAUGCCUCCAACAUGUCUGGUGUAUAUAAGGGACUUCAAGCUCGUAUAAAAAAAUGGGAACUUCUUAAAAACAUCAUUGACAAAUCUCCAUCAAAAUCUACAUCUGUUCCAAAAAAUUUAUGUAUUACUAGAUGGUCCUCACGGCAUGAAGCUUGCAAAGGAAUAUUAUCUGGAUAUAAAGAAAUAUUAGAAGUUUUAAAAAUAUUAUCAGAAGAUAUAACUCAAACACCAUCAAUUAGAAACGAAGCAAAUUCAAUAAGGAAGAAAUAG